AUGUCCUCCACAUCGCCCGAUACUGUUAUCAUAGCAGCUAUGCUAGACAGGCUCGAGCCUCUGGCACCCAACGAGUAUAUAGUAGCCUUGAGUCGAGGCAGCGAUCAGUUUAUCGCCACACCGAACGGUUACACCUCCACAUGUCUACCAAACAACUUACUCAGAGAAUUAUGCGCAGGUUAUGUCAAGAGAAUCACAUGGGCUUCGUACGGCAGCAAACCCGGGUCGUGGUUUUUCGGCUGGGAGCGCAGAGACAGCGCAUCGGCUUUCAUGAUCGGACCCGAGAUUCCGCCAGCAUUACGGUCCUACAUACAAGCAGUAGAAGCUUCCGAGACUCUUCGUUCUGGUAUUCGAGUACAACUUGGUGCCGCCGACUCUUUCGUCGUAUGGUCAGGCACAGCUUGGGCAUGCGCAGAUGUUCCGGCGCAACUCGAGGCCAGGUUACGCGAAGGCAGUUCCGGAUUCCGUAAGAGCAACCAUAUCACCAAUGGUUCGUUGAGGGACUCUCGUACUCUGGAUAAUAUCCAGUGGCAUGCCAAUGGAUCGUACUACAUCAAGAGCGGCGACCGUCAUCUAUGGAAUUUUCAGGCAAACCUGGUCUGCGUCGAGUGGAACAAGCUGUGGAAAGGCGCGAGACAAGAUGAGCGAAUGGUUAGGAUCAACAAAGAGCUCGCUUACGUCCUGAUUAGCCCGCAUACCAAGAAGGGCGAGACCUUCGCAUUCAUCAAGAAGCACUCUGCCGGGUUGGACACGCCGUAUAUUGUCCAUUUUGAGGGAGAGCCAAUUCACACCAACUUUGAUGGUGAUGACGGCUCUGACCAGCCUACGCUAAGCAGUUCGCCUCCUGGCACUGAUGACGUUCCCUUCCAGUGGGCGACUACCAAGAAGUCUGGUCGGCCGCAUAGGGCGGAUUCAUGGGAGCUAGUGUUAAGAAAAGGUGAAAAGGUGAAAGUCAUUCGCGACAUGGGUCGCAACUGGUUUGUGGUCACCGAUAAGAAAGACAUCAAGGGGUUUGUACAUGGCUCUUGGCUCGUCUUUGGUGAUGGUGCAGUGCACAAAGACUCCAAGGCAGCAUACGGUCAGUUCGUGGAAGAUAUACGAGAGUUGCUCAAACCCGGGCAACUACAGAGUUUCCUAGCGAUGACAGGCUACGUCGACGAGUGCACUGAACGGGACUGUCAGCUGCUCAAGGAAGAUGUCUCGAAAUUGGGCAUCUGCACCCACGAUCUGCGAGCAUUGCUGCAAGCUUCCGGUAAAUAUUCGUAUGAAUGGCUCAAGGAGGAACGAAACCUAUGGCACCCGGAUAGGUUUGCGCGCUUCGUCCACCCAGACCACAUGGAGCGUCUUACGCUCAUGGCGGAACAGAUGUUUGUCAUGUAUGGAAUCUUGAUGGAGACUGCGCAUAGUUCCAGGCAGUUUUCCAGCACAGGCUUCAACAUGGCUGGUCAGAAGAUUGACGGCACUGCCAUUGCCAAGAGCAUCCGCGAGAGGCUGGGUCAGAAGAUCAAGGAGAAGCAAGAGAAGAACCCGCGAUACCGUCCAAGCCUGAAAAUUGUCCAAGUGGGUGACAGGUCCGACUCCAGCACUUAUGUUCGCAUGAAGCUCAAGGCCGCCGAAGAGGCCAACAUCGACUGCGAGCUUGUCCAUCUCUCCGAAGACCUUACUGAAGGCGAGCUCCUGUACAAGAUCUACGAGUACAACAAUGACCCUGCCGUUCACGGUAUACUCGUCCAACUGCCCCUCCCCAAGCACAUCUCCGAACACACAAUCACAUCAGCCGUCGCGGACGAGAAGGACGUCGAUGGCUUCGGCAUCCAAAGCAUCGGUGAGCUGGCCAAGCGCGGCGGCAAGCCUCUCUUCACCCCAUGCACACCCAAGGGUGUCAUGGUACUGCUCCAAGAGGCCGGCAUCGACAUCUCCGGCAAGAACGCCGUCGUACUGGGACGCAGCGAUAUCGUGGGAAGCCCCGUCAGCUACCUUCUGAAGAACGCCGACGCGACAGUCACUGUAUGCCACUCGAGGACAAAGAACCUACCGGAAGUCGUUCGCCAGGCAGACAUCGUCAUCGCUGCCAUUGGCAAGGCGCAGUUCGUCAAGGGAGACUGGCUCAAGCCCGGUGCUGUCGUCAUUGACGUUGGCACCAACUUCAUCCCAGACGACACCAAGAAGAGCGGACAGAGGCUCGUAGGAGACGUCGACUAUGACUCUGCCGUCGAGGUUGCGUCGCACAUCACCCCAGUACCCGGCGGUGUAGGUCCUAUGACCAUCGCUAUGCUGCUACAGAACCUUGUCGACUCCGCCGACGCGACCUUUGACAGGCAGAAGAAGCGUAAGAUUUCGCCUCUUCCCAUUCGCAUCGAAGACCCGAUACCCGCCGACCAUGCUAUCUCACGCAAGCAGCACCCAAAGCAGAUCACAACCGUAGCAAAGGAGGUUGGCAUUCUCCCACACGAGCUAGAGCCAUAUGGUGCAACAAAGGCCAAAGUCGACCUGUCUCUGCUGAGGCGACUCGAGCACCGCCGCAACGGAAGGUACAUUCUCAUUGCUGGUAUCACUCCUACCCCGCUCGGCGAGGGUAAGUCAACAACCACAAUUGGUGUCGCGCAAGCAUUGGGCGCGCACCUGGGCAGGAUAUGCUUUGCCAAUGUGCGUCAACCCAGCAUGGGACCGACAUUCGGUAUCAAGGGAGGUGCCGCUGGUGGAGGCUACAGCCAGGUCAUCCCCAUGGACCAGUUCAAUCUUCACCUUACUGGCGACAUCCACGCCAUCACCGCGGCGAACAACUUGCUGGCUGCUGCUAUCGAGACGCGCAUGUUCCACGAGAACACCCAAAAGGAUGCUGCUCUAUACAAGCGCCUAGUGCCAGCCAAGAAGGGCAAGCGCGAGUUUGUUCCGGUCAUGUUCCGUCGUCUCAAGAAGCUCGGUAUCGACAAGACGAACCCAGAUGACUUGACUGAGGAGGAGAUCUCUAAGUUUGCCAGGCUUGAUAUCGACCCGGAAACCAUCACCUGGCGACGUGUGUUAGAUGUCAACGACAGGCAUCUGCGCAAAAUCACAGUCGGUCAAGCGCCAACUGAGAAGGGUCAGACUCGCGAGACUGGCUUUGACAUCUCGGUCGCCAGCGAGUGCAUGGCUAUUCUAGCGCUCAGCAAGGACCUUUCGGAUCUCCGCGAGCGUCUUGGUAGCGUGGUUGUUGCCAGCUCCCGCGCUGGCGACCCUGUCACUUGCGACGACAUCGGUGCUGGUGGUGCCCUGACUGCUCUGCUUGUCGAUGCCAUCAAGCCCAACAUGAUGCAAACCCUUGAGGGCACUCCCGUCUUCGUUCACGCCGGUCCCUUCGCGAACAUCAGUAUCGGCGCUUCUUCUGUAAUUGCAGACAGGCUCGCUCUCAAGCUGGCUGGUACUGAGCCAGACGAGGACCACGACGCUCAGACCGGAUUUGUUGUUACUGAGGCCGGCUUCGACUUCACCAUGGGUGGCGAGCGCUUCUUCAACAUCAAGUGCCGCUCCUCCGGUCUUGUGCCCGACACCGUUGUCAUCGUCGCGACCGUCCGUGCCCUUAAGAACCACGGCGGCGGCCCUGACAUCAGCCCCGGUGCGCAACUCCCCGAAGUCUACCGCACCGAGAACAUCGACAUCCUCCGCGCUGGUUGCGUCAACCUCAAGAAGCACAUUGAGAACGCCAAGCAGUACGGUGUUCCCGUCGUUGUGGCCAUUAACCGCUUCGCAACCGAUACCCAAGCUGAGAUCGAUGUGAUUCGCGAAGAGGCCAUCGCGGCCGGUGCCGAGGACGCCAUCCCAGCCAACCACUUCGCCGAAGGUGGAAAGGGGGCUGUAGACCUUGCAGAGGGAAUCAUCAAGGCCUCUGCAAAGCCUAAGCCCGACUACAAACUUCUCUACGACGUUAACAGUGGUACGGUACAAGAACGCAUGGAGACCAUUGCCAAGAAGAUGUACGGUGCUUCCGCUGUUGAGUUCUCCGAGCUCGCUCAAAAGAAGGUUGACACCUACGUCAAGCAAGGCUUCGGCAACCUACCCAUCUGCGUCGCCAAGACACAGUACUCCCUUAGCCACGACCCCAGCCUCAAGGGUGCCCCAACUGGCUUCACGGUCCCUAUCAGGGAUGUCAGGAUGGCGGCUGGUGCAGGAUACUUGUAUGCACUUGCGGCAGAUAUCCAGACCAUUCCCGGUCUGCCUACUGCUCCUGGAUAUCUGAAUAUCGAUGUCGACGUUGAGACUGGCGAGAUUGACGGCAUGUUCUAA
This is a messenger RNA of Alternaria alternata, 4263 nucleotides long. RefSeq names its product FTHFS-domain-containing protein. Gene Ontology annotation, cellular component: cytosol. Lineage: Eukaryota; Fungi; Ascomycota; Dothideomycetes; Pleosporales; Pleosporaceae. Gene Ontology annotation, biological process: tetrahydrofolate interconversion. The record is from RefSeq and is a predicted model, not a curated record. Gene Ontology annotation, molecular function: methylenetetrahydrofolate dehydrogenase (NADP+) activity; methenyltetrahydrofolate cyclohydrolase activity; formate-tetrahydrofolate ligase activity. Bases 1 to 4263 code for a protein of 1420 amino acids. The transcript is spliced from 6 exons.